Messenger RNA from Peromyscus eremicus (cactus mouse), 2205 nucleotides. It is a transcript of the gene Rpap2, whose product is annotated as RNA polymerase II associated protein 2. Gene Ontology annotation, molecular function: RNA polymerase core enzyme binding; RNA polymerase II CTD heptapeptide repeat phosphatase activity. The transcript is spliced from 13 exons. Lineage: Eukaryota; Metazoa; Chordata; Mammalia; Rodentia; Cricetidae. Bases 60 to 1901 code for a protein of 613 amino acids. Gene Ontology annotation, cellular component: cytoplasm; nucleus. The record is from RefSeq and is a predicted model, not a curated record.
GGGGAGGAGCCUCGCGGCCGCUGCGCAAGCCCUCCGCUCGCCUUCUGACGGCGUUUCCCAUGGCUGACCCUGCUGCUCCUCUCUCUCUGGGCCCCGGUGCCCGGGCUUCCAGCGCCCACCGGAAUGCUGCAGGUACUAAACAGACAAGUGCCCUCAAACCAGAAGAUGCUUCCAGAAGACGAGCAGAACUAGAAGCCGCAGUGCAAAGGAAGGUGGAAUUGGAGAGGAAAGCUGUGCGCAUCGUUGAGCAGCUGUUAGAAGAGAACAUCACAGAGGAAUUCCUGAAGGAGUGUGGGAUGUUCAUCACACCGGCUCACUAUAGCGAUGUCGUGGAUGAGCGGUCCAUCAUCAAACUCUGUGGCUAUCCUUUAUGUCAGAAGAAGCUGGGAGUUAUACCGAAACAGAAAUAUAAAAUUUCUACCAAAACCAAUAAAGUCUAUGAUAUCACUGAAAGAAAGUCUUUCUGCAGCAACUUUUGUUACAGAGCAUCUAAAUUUUUUGAAACACAAAUUCCCAAAACUCCAGUGUGGGUUCGAGAGGACGAGAGGCCUCCUGAUUUUCAGCUGCUGAAGGAAGGACAAAGUGGCCGUUCUGGAGAAGUAGUACAGUUCUUCAGUGAAGCCAUCACAGCAGCAGAUAUUGACAGUCCUGGUGCCUCUGACGCGCAGUGUGAACCGACAGCUUCCUGCACUGGGAGUGAUCCCACCAGUGAUGAUGAGCAAGGCUUUGUUUCUUCGCUCCUACCAGGAAACAGACCAAAGGCAGCCGAUACCAGACCACGGCUGCACAAAGAGAGCAGCGUAAAGAAAAAGAAAGCUGGUCAGAAAGUGAACUCCACACACAGAGAGCAGGCAAUGGCAGAUGUCACCGCGCAGUUGGGUAAUUGCAGAUUAGGUAGUCAGGAGAAAGCAGCUGUCUGUGAACUUCCUUCAAAGAAAGAAAGUACUCAGAUUUCUUCACCUGGCCCUUCGUGUGAAAGACUAAACACUUCAGCAGUUUCUGACAGUAGACACAGUAUGUCAGAAGUUACCCUUGUAGGUAUAAGCAAGAAAAGCGCUGAGCACUUCAGGAGCAAAUUUGCCAAAUCUACCCAGGGUUCUGGGUCAGCCUCUGGCUCAGUGCAGGUGUGUCCUGAGAUUGCAAAGGUGAACUUGCUUCGUGUUCUAAAGGACACUUUGACUGAAUGGAAGACAGAAGAAACAUUGAAGUUUCUGUAUGGCCCAGAUCAUGCCUCUGUGUGUCUGAAACCGUCGUCAGCCCCUGUACCUGAUGAGGAAUUGGAUGAAGAUGACGUAAGCUGUGACCCAGGUGGUUAUGGUCCUGCCCUGAGCCAACCUCAGAAAAACUUGGAUGAGACACUACCCUUCAGAGGCUCAGACACAGCCAUUAAGCCAUUGCCAAGUUACGAGAGUUUGAAAAAAGAAACUGAAAUGCUGAAUCUGAGGGUCAGGGAGUUCUAUAGAGGACGCUAUUUUUUAAAUGACGAAACUACUAAGUCACAGCACCCGGAAGAGAAUGUGUUUGGGCGUGAUCCCAGCUUCCCACUGAUUGAUUCAAGUUCCCAGAACCAGAUUAGAAAACGGAUUGUUCUUGAAAAAUUGAGCAAAGUAUUGCCUGGACUUUUGGGUCCUCUUCAGAUUACAAUAGGCGAUAUUUACUCUGACCUUAAAAACCUUGUUCAGACUUUCAGAUUAUCCAGUCGAAACAUUAUCCACAAGCCCAUGGAGUGGACUUUAAUCGCUGUGGUGUUGCUGACAGUAUUGACACCGAUUCUUGGCAUUCAGAAGCAUUCUCCAAAAAAUGUGGUAUUUACACAGUUUAUAGCCACCCUGCUUACAGAACUGCAUUUAAAAUGUGAAGAUCUUGAAAAUUUAACCAUUAUAUUUAGAACCAGCUGCUAACAAGUAUGAUAUAAUUCAGGAAGAUAGAAGAUGAAUUUUACUCACCAUACCUGGAAUCUUAGCCAAUGAGGGUCCACAAGUGACUGCUGACUAAGAGCAUAACUUCCUCAGGCACAAGACAGCCAUGACUCCAGCAGGAAGAAGUAAGCCCUUACAACACAGGGUUUUUAUUUGAAAAGGAAAAAAUAAAGUGAAACUUGAAUGAAUAUUCAAGAAAAUGCAAUUACCUUUAUUUUUUUCUGGUUGAUAACAGAAAAAAAAAAAAACGUAAGAAAUUUUAAUUUUGGCCAGUUGUAAACUCUAU